UCGAUUCUAGGCUUCAGUCAGUCGUGCGAGGAGCGGGACUCGCUAGGGUGGAAGGCUCGUUGCGACCGUUCUGGUCACCCUUGCCUCGGGACAGACUCCACCUGUUUAUCGUUCCGUCGCGUAAACCAACGAUAGACGCACCGUGUGAGACGCGAAACGCGGGCAGAAAUGUCGCCGACGUCGAUCAAGAGAAAGAAUCGCGGGCCGAUCGAACGAUACACGAGAUAAUCGUCGUUGAAAAGGGGUGGAUGGAGUGCCGGCAGCCUAACCAGUGAUUUCGGCGUGAUAAGCAGCUUAAUUGAUCAGGUUCGGCGGUCUGAUUGGAUUUGUGGUCGGGCCUGGAUUUAGCAUUAAGAAGGAUGGGUUGGACGCUGACCGUUCUUGGGGUGGCUUUAGCCAUUGUCGUUGUGGCUAGCGCCGCCCUGGCACUUUACAGAAGGAGGUAUUGCAUCAACUGGCAAUGGGGCGCUAGAAACAUUUGGAACAUCUGCGAGCAAUGGCGACAAAGGCUAUCGUGGUUAUGGGCGCCGCGAGAAGAAAAGGUUGGUUUAGUGAAAGCACAACAUCCAAUAGCCCAGACAAUUCCCGGCUUAUAUCGACAACCUGGAAAUGCAUCUCAACAUUUGCUUCACAGCGACAGCGACCUCAGACUCGACGCGCAAGGAGCUUUCACCAGAUUCGAACCGGUAGAUAGAGAUCUUCAUCCGCCUCUGGGCACUGCUACCGGCAGCACCAUACCACCGCAGCCUUUGAGACCAGCACCUCAACCAAGGCCAACUUCGCGUCCAAGGCCAUCUCCGCUUCAAACCUCCAGCACAGUAGACUACCUGAGAAUGCAAGAAGCUGGCCCGGCACCUUUGACACCGCCGCCGCCUUUGCAGAGAGCACCGAUUCCUUCGAGAUCGAACGGCCCGUCGAUCUUUCUUUUCCAGAGCGAGCCGGUGAAAAAUUAUGGUCUACAUCAAGCAUCGAACGACCACGGUUCGUUUAGAUUCGACGGCGAGAAACCGAACACCAUGACGAAUGAGAAUAUUCAGAUGACACCGUACGGCUCGCAAAAUCACAUCGACGCAAGACUGAGAUACGAAUUCGAGGAAGAACCGAGGAAAGAGCAGAAUAGGCACAAUCCUUACAGGCAAUUCGAUACCGGCCUCGAAUCGACAAGAAUUAGGUACGGUGUACAUGGUGUGCCUAUAGCUACGCUAGAUGGGAAAGGGGACGAGGACAACAACACGAGCUACGGCAGUUACGACAUCGUCCAAAGGAGUCACAUAAUACGGCAACAUGUCCGGAAUGAUUCGAGAGGCUCGCCAAGCAGUUUCGAUAUGACGAAUUCUUCGAAUGCCGCCAGCCAGACUAUCAUGGGAUCGAUAUACGGAUCCGAGGAACUAUCCAAGAUGCUUCGCGGCACUCAGAGUCUCGACAACGACCUCGAUCGUAAGACCAACGAGAUGCAAAGCAUCGAGAUGACGCCCUUUACAAGUUCCAGCAUUCAGGACGAUAUCAGCCCGUGCUACCUGUUUCACGAGAAUCAAGGGUUGCAAAAGGUCUCGCAGUAUAUUCAGAGCUUACCCGAUCUUCCUAUAUACGACUCGAUCAACGAGCUCGGACAUCACCGAGAUCAGGAUCGCAUCCUCUACGAUGAUACGAUUCAAACAUCGAUCAACACGUUGAAGGUCAACGGUGAGACAGCUUCCAGUCCGAUACCGCCGCCACCCGCGCCACCUGACCCACCGAAAGAUGUGCCAAAGAAGAACGGGCAGACAACCGGCGAAAGAAUAUUUAACGCUCUCAGAUUGGUCACGUCUCACAGCUACAUCGACGCCUCGGAAUUUUACAACUCGGUCGUAUCCUCGGCACAACAAGUUCAACGUUUCACCUUCCCAUCGAGAUCUCCGUCUUUGGUGGUGGAUGAUAACUCCACUACCAGGUUGCACGAUGAAGUUCAGGACAUCUACGCGGAGAACGAUUCCGAUGUGAUAGGCCCGGACGGCUCUAGGCGUAGCUCCGAUCUUUACAGUCCUGAACUCAAUUUAGAAGCGCAUAGAACCGCACAAGAGGUGUACAAUAGUUUACAAGAUCCACCGUCGUCGCCGUUGUUGGUUAAAGAUCACAGUCAAGAGGUUUACACGUAUAUGACUGAUCCCAGCUUCACGAGAACCUCAGAGGAUAUUUUAAACAGUAUCGAGCAAAGGAAAAAAAGUAUGGAGAGAUUGAACGGUAUCCACGAACUCAACGAACUCGAUGACGCUGAUUCGUUAAGAAAACGAAACAGUCACGACUUUUUUGUCGCACUGGAGGAAGCGCAAUUGAAGCGAAAGUUCUCACAGGCAUUCGUCACAAACUACACGAUGAACGAUUACAACGACAUCAAUCCCGGAUGUCGUCGUGGACCUCAGGGGCCGGAUCCGGAGCCACCGCCGGAUGAAUCGAACCUAAAAAGGGCAAUAAGCUGCGAAAGUGUAUGCUCGGAUACCAGUGUAGUGUUAAACGAUCUCGAAGAAGCACCUGUCGUCGGUCAUGUGUGCGUCGGUGUCCAGUACGACAGAUGGGGUGGCCGAGGUGCUGAUAGCGAGGGUGAUCUCGCGGUCAGCGUUCUCGAAGCCAGAGAUCUCGUCACCUCGGAUGGACAACCUGCUCAAGAUACCUUCGCCAGAGUUUGUCUGUUACCGAACAGAGAAUUACACGUGAAAACCCGGCUGUAUAGAGGCAGUCCGUCGCCCAGCUAUCAAGAGAACUUUUUGUUCCCUCUGGACGAUGGUCCCACCGGAAGAACUCUUCUCGUCGAAGUAUUUUCUGACGAGACCAGUAUAGGCGAUGGAACAUCCCUCAUCGGAGAAGCUAGGUUACGUCUAGGACCCGCCUCAAGAGCACCUGCAACUACGUGGUUACCACUUCUAGGAUCAGCUUUGCCCACGCCAAGACUUGGAGAGUUGAUGUUCUCUUUGAGUUACUUGCAAACGGCUGAAAGACUCACCUUGGUGGUUGUGAAGGCUAGAAAUUUACAUGGUGUCAGUGCCGUGCCCGGUGAUUUCUUCGUUAAGGUUUACUUGCUACAACAAGGCAAGAAGAUCCACAAGAAGAAGACAUCUGUGAAAAAGGGAGAAGAAAGUCCAAUCUUCAACGAGGCAAUUAUCUUUAACGUACCCAGUCAUAUUCUGCAGAACAUACAGAUAAGGCUAACCGUAGCGGAAGUAAACAAUGAACAGGGUGUAAAUUCGAAGCCGUACUCCGUCGGACACGUUAUCGUGGGACCUACGUCAGCAGGACGAGCAUUCGUCCAUUGGAGACAAAUGUUGGCUGCUCAAAGACGCCCUGUCGCCAUGUGGCAUCCGCUCAGAAAAUGAAAGGAUCGCGUAGGAUGUUGUUGGCAAAGCAAAUAUAUAAUAGAACGAAAAUCUGCACGGAUUUAAAGUAUACUGGGAGAACGGUAGGAUUACGUAGACACGGUGUUGUAGCGAGUCAUCCUGACAUUCGUCCGAGUUUUCAGCCGUUCACUUUUAAAAAGCAUUAGGUACUUUCCCAUGCUUCAACGAUUUUCUUUGAAAUUAGAGCAACAUUGCGAAUUACGAUAUAGAAAUUUCAAUCUUUCAAAUAGGACAAUUCUGAUAAGUAUUUUCGAUUUUCGAGGUCUUCCUAUUUUUGAGAAUAUUCCCAUUCAAGAGAAAAAACGAGCUCGAGAAGGAAACGAAGUUACGUUUUUUCCAAAUAGACCGUUCGAAACUGCGCGAUCUUUUAGAAUAACCCAAUAAUACACGAUAUUAAUUAAUAGUCUAUUUUCAUUGACAAAAAGAAUAUAGAAGAGAGAAACCUAGAUGAUUUUGUUGUUACGUUGCUCGACCUUCGAAAGAAACGAUCACGUACAAUUCGUUGGAUUUAUUGUAUAUAAAUUCAUGAAUUUACAGGGUGCUGACAAACUUAAGGCCUCAAUGCGAAAGAUUUUUUUAUUCACGUUACAGUUACUUGUAAGUAUUUUACCGAAUGUCCAGCUUUCUCUCUUUAACCGUUCUCCUCUAUGCUGUAACAAGGAAGCGCACUCAUAAACGUGUGGCGACACGUUGCAAACAGAAACAUGACAAUUCAACAAAAUCCUACAAUUCAUCGUUUUCGAUUUGAUGGUAUAAAAUUCUCAAUGUCAAACUCGUAUCCUAUUCUACAUGUACUAAGUGGAUGUACAUGAUAUGUUGUUUCGUCUAAUGAUAAGAUUCGAAUCGACGGCUCCGUGAUUAAAGCUCGCACGGUUUGCUCCAACGUGAUGAAUCACGACGCAAGGUUACCGUUAAAAUGCAAGGUAAACAAGCAAAAUUGUAAGAAACGCGAGAAUCAAUCGGGAUGUAACACGGAGCUGACAUCAAUCAUUUCAGACUGAUAUAUCGAUAUCAAAAGUCAUCGUCAAGCACAAAUCGCUGUAGGUUCUAAAUGAAUCCAUAUCGUUCUCCGUACCGUGUGUCCCUCCACGAGGAAGGUUCGAACGAACUUUGUGACGUGACCGCCAGGUUCUCGCUACGAGGCUCAAACAUUUGUAUCGAGAUACAAUCCUACACGGCCGGCGAAUGUCAAGAGCCAAGGAAUAUCCUUUUUGCCUUUAUUCGUCUGAUUCAUUGCACGAGUGAAUUAAACAACAAAUUGCAUACGAAAUUAUGCACGAACCAACCCGUACGAAUUAGCGAUGGCAUUAAAAAAACGUGUUUGCUCUUCUCUUCUUUCUCAGUAUUCUUUUCCUUUGCAAAGGAAUACACGUAUAAUUAAACCGAUACAUUUUUGACAAGCUUAAUCGAACCUUCCUUACGCGUAUAAAGAAAUGUCCACCAGAGACAUUAUUCUGUAUGUAUUCCGUAUGUACCUAUGUUGAUAUUAGUUAGAAUGCAGUUUAUUUCUUUUUCGAGAGAAAAACAACUACCCUUUUCCACGUCGGAUAAUCAUCGUGUUCUUUACACGCCAGGAUUAUUUGUCAGUUUUUGUACGAUACUUGUAAGAAAAAAGAAAACAUGUUUUCUUUUCCUUUUCCUUUUUUUUUUUUUCGCGCCUCUAUUCUGGCGUAUCGAUGUAAUCUUGUUCGUUGUUCGUUGAAUGACUGGCUACAUAAUUACAGAGGAAUAAAAGAAAUUGAAAACGAAAAACAAAAAACAAAAAAAAAAAAGAAAAAAAGAAAAAAGAAAGAAAAGGGCAAGUAAAAGAAACAAGAAAUGUUGCGCCGCAAUUAAAAGAUUCGUUGCGACGUUGAAAAAUUUAUGAACGAUGGAAGCUCUGUUUCAGGGUUUUAUCAAGAUGUAAAUGUUGUUGUUCCCAAUGAACUGUUAAUGUUUGUAAAGAGUUUAUUAACGACGUACUCGACGUGCAGAGCAUUCUUUUCCAAACGUGAACGAUCGAUCGCAAUUCUUGAUUAUAUUCUUCUCUCCUCUAACGACCAGCGAUCAUCCUUUUCAUAUUUCUUCUUCUUCUGUUCCUUCUUUCUUCUCGGACAGUCUGUCCAUCUCUUUUUGUUAUUUCAUUCCGACGAUCAAAUGGUUAACCUCGAUUCCUUUCUCCUCUUUCUUGUUCGCGUUCGCGUUCGCGUUCGCGACAGUACCUGGCACAUGAUCGAAAUACACCAUCUUCAAGCAAUGCUUAGUCGAUUCAAAUCUGUUGCCGGUUGUUUAUACGUGCACGGUACAGUUCAUAAAAGAAAUCUUACGUCGACUUGAUCCUACAAAAUUUGCACCAUUACGAUUCCAUCGAGCGUUCGAGGUUACGAUAAUACUCGAUUAUUCCUGACAUAAUUGGACGCGUUAUCAUUUGGUGGGAAUUAUUUGUGCGGAAUAUCAUUGAGAUUAGGAGAAGGUACGAAAACAAUUAUUCUUGUGAUUUGACAUGAAAAGUGAAUAUUUUAUUAAAAUGAUUUUCUUCGUCGUUAGUGUUAAUUGAUAUUAUCGUCGUGAUUGGAUGAUGCGUGCUGUUCGAAAUACAGAAGAAAGUUCAUGGAAAUGUUAAUUUAUAAUUGACGAUACGUUUAUAGAUCCGACAGAAAUGGAAAACCACGCGAUACUUCGACUAACGGGAUCGUUAACGCAAAUCGAACGAAUUAGAUAGCCUUUCGGACCUCAUAGUCUAUUCUACUAUACCUAUAAAUUUUGUACCUCUUCGUACACGAUAAAAUUUAACAAACCUAACUCUUCGUAUUACACGUACACAUUACGCAUACGCCACGUGUAUAUAUACAUAUAAAACAUCUAUAUAUAUGUAUAGUUACAUUACGAGAGAAUUUUACACUCUAUAUUAUACAUUUUUUGUCAUAAAUUGCCGACUAUUUAAAUCCAUACUUAUGAACUUAUUCAGGAUAUUUUCUAUCGCUAACUUACUAUGGGACUAAUAUCGCUGAACUCUCAUUAACUCCAUAACUAUAUUUGUAAAUUAUCCAUCGUGAACGAUAUGUAUCUCUGCAUCGUUUCAUACAAAGUGGUCAGCGAGAACGAUUCUGAUUAAUUAUUACGUGCAUACCUCGAUCUUCAAACUUGAACGGCUUUUAAUGCCGAUGAAAUUAACUAUCAACAAUCGACUCACGAAAAAAUAUUGAGUAUUUCUUCAUUCUUCAAAAUUCAAAAAAACCGUACAAAAUCAAGAGAGAGCAUUCGCGGAUAAAAGACCGAGUCAAAUCAAUCGAUUCCUCUUAUCCUUCAAAUACAACUCGUAGAUAGCUCUUAAUGAAAAGAAAAAAAAAAAAAAAAAAAAGGAAAAGAAAAGAAAAGACGAAAAAAAAGAACGAGAGAGAAAAGAAGGGAAGAAAAUGACUCGACGCGACGAAGCUAAAUCAAUUGGAUCGUCCUCGCGUACUCCACUUUGUACUCAUGAAACCGUACGUAGUACGUAUGUAUAAUCUGUAUACAUGUAAGUCAAAUUACCAUUCAAAACACUGUUGUAUAUCAGCACAAAACUGAUCUUUUAUUCUUAAUACCAACGUGGCGCACACGCGCCCGCACACACACGUAGGUGGAAUUGUUCACGUACGUCUGUCUGCGCCCGUGUACGCAUAUGUUACGGAUACGUAUUACUAAGUUUUACUGUUAAAAACUGGAAUACAUUGAACGUAUGGCGCAGAACGAUGAGACAGGGAGAGAACAAUAUUGAAGGCAUUCAAUAGCUUGCUUCUCGUUUACCAGAAUUUAGUUUUGUCAGGGGCUAGCUAUAGACGAAAUUAAGAGAAACAGAGCGAACGAGAAUAAAAGAGAGCGAGCGUAGAGUUGGAGCGGGAGCGCUAGAGGGACGGGGGGACAGAGAGAGAGAGAGAGAGAGAGAGAGUGAGAGUGACAGAGAGAGAGAGAGAAAGGAGCAUGCAAGAGACAAGAGAAAAUGAAAGUGAGAGAACGUGGACAAAGGAGAGAAUGUAAAGAGAACGCAAGGAAAGAAUAGCGUGAAAGAUAAGAUAAGAACGAACGAUCAUCGGAUAGGGGAAAGAAGGGAAAAAGGAGUGAUGAUGACAAUAAUAAUGCCAAUGCGAUUCGUACUGCAAACGAUACAGAGUUAACCACCUAAAUAAUAGAACUCGCCGAUAUGCAUACAUGUAUGUGUGUCUUAAAAUAAGUUUCAUUAGUUAUUCAAAGAGUACUUUCUUAUACUCUUGCUUAAUUACGCGCGAGUUCAAUUCAAUAUUUUACAUUGUUAAUAAGUUCUAUACACAGAAUGUUCUAUCUUGAAACAUUCGAUGUUUGUAUAAACGUUAUCAUUUAUUUUAUCACGCCGAUAUAAUAAUAUUUUCUCGCGGCACAGCUCGUAUCUUACGUUCUUUAGGAUAUUCUUGAUUUAUAUUCUAGAUAUUGUAUCGUUAAUCACGUAUAAAAUUUUUAUUAAUCAGAAAAUCAGGAUUCGCGAGGAAAGGAAUUACGAUGCCUUAUAAUUUAGAAAUCGCGAUCAGAAUUGUAGGACGAAUCGCAACGCGUAGCCGUUGCAUGAGCGUAUAUGAUUCAUACAAAAAUACUAUAAAGUUUAAAUUGUUUUAUAUUUUUGUUACGCCUCUCUGUGAUAUAAUAAGGGCACAUUCACCUCACCCUGUAUAUGCAUUGGUCUUUGUAUCUUAUCGACUAAGGUGAAACUUUAUGAAGAAUAAUCCUUGCCAAGCCCUUCCUAAUUAUAUUUCGGAUUAUGCUCGUGCGUACCGUCGCCAGAUUAAAAAACCGAAUCAAAAACCGUGCAAAUUUAAACGAUUAUAAAAACAUUCGAGCAAUUUGCUGACGCUAUCCUGUUUAAAUGAACUUAAGGGAAUUGUUAAAGCGUUUAUGUACUUCGACAGACGCUGAAUCGUUUAAAAUAACCAUAUAUGAAGUAUUAUUGGUAAUGAUUUUUUCAACGAUCCAUACCAAUAAAUGUUUUAAUUUACUAAUGAUUUUAAUAAUUAUUGUUUUAUCGAUGUGUUAAGGAAAGAACAGUUACAAAGAAAUUAAUUAAUCAAUUUAAUUAUUAAUUUCAUUUGCUAUUAUUCAGUUUACAGUAGAGGAGUAAACAGAACGAAUGUAAACGAAAGCUUAGCAAAAUCAAUUCCGAUAAAGUAAUUUUCAUUUAUUCUGCCUGCAAUUACUCGUUUCUAAACGAAAUCUAAAAAUAAAUUUUAUACCCAUAUAUCAUUAAAUAGUUCGAUUCGAUCGUGCGUGUGUAAUUUUGCUCUUCAGUUUUUACGAUCUCUUCAUGUUACAUUUAAAAGUAUAGAUUCAUUGAGCGGAAAAUGUAUAUGGAAAUUUGUAUAGAUUUAAAAUUAUUAAUUUUAAUAAUAGUAACAUAUCCCUUAAGAUAAUAAGGUACGUUCGAGCUUGUGCUUGUGAAAGGUAUAACGUGUAUCGUUACACAUUACAUUAUGCUAUAUUAAUUAUAAACAAACGAAAAACAACCUUACGCUAAAACCUGUGAAAAAAUAUAUUACAAAUGAAAAGGUUAAUCACUAUACACAAUCGUGUAAUGUAACAAGUACACGGUGAAUCACGUACUAUUAACUAUACAUACAUGAUCAUUGUUAAUCAUGGUUGCGAUUCUAUUUACACGAUUCGUUUACUGAAUAAAUUCCAAACAAAUAUAUUUAAAGUAACAACUAA
Molecule: messenger RNA, 9056 nt
Organism: Bombus pascuorum
Lineage: Eukaryota; Metazoa; Arthropoda; Insecta; Hymenoptera; Apidae
Exons: 14
Coding region: 360-3347 (995 amino acids)
Biological process (GO): cellular response to calcium ion; calcium-ion regulated exocytosis; regulation of dopamine secretion
Molecular function (GO): calcium-dependent phospholipid binding; calcium ion binding; clathrin binding
Source: RefSeq, a predicted model, not a curated record